AACCUUGACCCAAGCAUGCAGGCCCCACCCUGCAGCCUCCCUGCGGGGCUCAGCCUGGAUGACUUCAUUCCCCGCCACCUCCAGGCCCACAUAGGGUCCUCCUCCCGGGGCACACGGGUGCCUGUGAUCCGGAACGGUGGCUCCAACACCCUUAAUUUCCAGUUCCACGACCCUGCGCCCAGGACCGUGUGCAAUGGGUACUUCCCAGAGAGGAGAGAUGCUUCCAGACACCCAGAUCCUGCUUGGUAUCAGACCUGGCCAGGCCCUGGGAGCCGCCCAUCUGGGAGCCAGAAGACCCCUGUUUCCCAGCAAGCCCAGAACUGGUCAGCCACGUGGACCAAGGACAGUAAACGUCAGGACAAGCGCUGGAUCAAGUAUGAGGGCAUCGGGCCAGUGGAUGAGAGCGGCAUGCCAAUUGCCCCCCGAUCUAGCGUUGACAGCCCCAAGGACUGGUACCGGAGAAUGUUCCAGCAGAUCCACCGGAAAAUUCCAGACCUGCAACUGGACUGGACCUUUGAGGAACCGCCCAAAGGGGGCUCCACCAGUGCUACAUCAGCAGACUCAAGGCAUCCAGGGCUCCAGCAAAAACCUGUCCCCAGGCCAGACCAGCCCUCUCUGAGUGGAAGAAAUUGGAACUCCUUAGAGUUUCCUAGAAGCACCUUCAACACUAAACUGGGAACAUCCUCCUCUUCGGUGCACCGUGCAAAGCAGGUACACAGACGCAAAGAGAAGGCAGACAACAUCUGGACGGAAGACUCUUGGAAUCAGUUUCUGCAAGAACUAGAGACUGGGCAGAAGCCCAAGAAACCACUGGUGGAUGACCCUGUUGAGACACCAGCCCAGCCCAUUGAGGUCCUGCUGGAGAGAGAGCUGGCCAAGCUGAGUGCGGAGCUGGACAAGGACCUGCGGGCAAUUGAGACGCGGCAGCCGUCCCACAAGGCAGCGGGAGCUGCGAGCCGCGGCCGGGGAGGUCGUGGGCCAGCCGGGAGGGUGUGAAGUUCACCGUCUGUGUCCCCACGCAGCCCGGCCUCAGCCUGGAGCUCCAGCUCCCCGAAUGCACUUUACCUGGGUUCCUCCCGCUCCCUGAGCCCCCACAGAAUGGCGGAUGCAGGAAGCCCCUUCCUAGGUCGUAGGGACUUUGUCUACCCUCCCUCAACCCGAGACCCUAGUGCCUCUCCGGGAGGGGGCAGCCCUGCCAGGAAGGAAGAGAAGAAGAGGAGGGCUGCCAGGCUCAAGUUUGACUUCCAGGCACAGUCCCCCAAGGAGCUGACUCUGAAGAAGGGGGACAUUGUCUACAUCCACAAGGAGGUGGACAAGAACUGGCUGGAGGGAGAGCACCAUGGUCGCCUGGGCAUCUUCCCUGCCAAUUACGUGGAGGUGCUGCCUGCAGAUGAAAUCCCCAAGCCCAUCAAGCCCCCCACCUACCAGGUGCUGGAGUAUGGGGAAGCCGUGGCCCAGUACAACUUCAAGGGGGACCUGGAGGUAGAGCUGUCCUUCCGCAAGGGUGAACGCAUCUGCCUGAUCCGCAAGGUGAAUGAGAACUGGUACGAGGGGCGCAUCUCAGGCACGGGGCGCCAGGGCAUCUUCCCUGCCAGCUAUGUGCAGGUGACCCGGGAGCCCCGGCUCCGGGUCUGCGACGAAGGCCCCCAGCUCCCUGCAUCUCCCCGUCUGACUGCCGCCCCCGUGGCUGGCCACCCCAGCUCCCCCUCCACAUUACGAAGCACAGCUGACAACACCGAUUGGGGGGGCCAGACCUCCCCCCGCCGCCCUGGCUUCUCCUCCCCAACUCAGGAGCUGAGACUCCAGGCUCAGGGUCUCGGCACCCCUGCCUCAGCUCCGACCCAUCCUGGAGGCUCCAGCCGUGCCGCGGACUUGGGGCCCUCCUCCCCCAACACCACUCCGAUACACUGGACCCCGUACCGGGCGAUGUACCAGUACAGGCCCCAGAAUGAGGAUGAGCUGGAGCUGCGGGAAGGGGACCGCGUGGAUGUCAUGCAGCAGUGUGAUGAUGGCUGGUUUGUGGGUGUCUCCCGGAGAACCCAGAAAUUUGGGACAUUCCCUGGAAAUUAUGUAGCCCCGGUGUGAGUGGUCUCCGUGGCAACUCAGCGCCCAGCCAGGUUGGGGUGAGAAGCAGUAGCACUUAUGGGAAGGAGAGAGGCCCUCCCUCCCACAUCCUCCUUCCCCAGGACCUGAUGUUGGCAUCUGCAGACAACUCCAAUAGCCUUUCCCUUGGAGCCCCUCGGAGCCCCCUGGACUGAUUCCCACCCACAACUCAAGCAUUCCUCUGACAGUCCUUUUAUUUCCUCCUCUACCCCACUCCCCAAAUACAGAGGUCUGCUUUGAAGUGGAGAUGGUUUCCAGCCUUAUUGAGACCAGACCCCCCGAGUUCCCCACCCCCACUCUGCAAAUGGCGUUUCCUCUAACAGGGACCAGCUCCCAGCUUCACCCCCAUGGGGUUCCUCUAACAAGGACCAGCUUCCUAACCUAACAGACCAAAGGCCGCUUCUGCCUGGAGGGGGUUCCUCCCCUUUCCAGCUUGCCCCCCUCUUUGCCUGCCUCUUCCAGCUGAGACUGGGAGUGUCGUGGGGGAUGGACACAACACCUUCUUAGCAUUCAAGGCCUGGCAAGAGGUCUGUGCAGAGGCCUCCUCUUCCCAGAGACUGCCGAGCCCUGAGCCUGGGCCCUGCAGCUGUCCUGCUGCUGUGCCUGGGAAGGGUAGGUCUGAGGACUGUCCUCUUCCACAUGUCUUCAGGAGAGACUGACAUGUACCACUCUCCUCCCCAGCUCUCCCCAGCCCCCAAGUCUUCUUGGGAAGAGAAUGUAAAAUAAAUCUGGAUACCAGGG
This is a messenger RNA of Condylura cristata (star-nosed mole), 2844 nucleotides long. RefSeq names its product sorbin and SH3 domain containing 3 (gene SORBS3). Gene Ontology annotation, molecular function: protein binding. The transcript has 19 exons. Lineage: Eukaryota; Metazoa; Chordata; Mammalia; Eulipotyphla; Talpidae. The record is from RefSeq and is a predicted model, not a curated record.